GUAGUCGUGUGCGUUCGUGUGUGUGCACGCCCGUGCUGUGUGUGUGUGAGUGUGUGCGUGUGUGACAAAUUUUGUUCGAGCAGAAGCAAAAAAAAAAUAACAAUAUACUACGCACGGUAGUCGUGUCGUCUGUCGUGUUCAAACACGCGAUAUAAUAUUGUUUGGUACCUACUUUUUAAAAUAAAAUAAAAAAAUUGUGACGCGCCAAAUUUCCAUAGGACAAAUGUUGUCGUUUUCCGACCAUAUCGGCUGGUCCAACCGCACCGGCUGUAGUCAUCAACACUGAAUUUCUUUGCUUCUGCAAUUUGCAAGACACAUCACCACCGCCCGAGGACGACCUCGUUGGAAUGACAACAUAGCAGCAGCAGGUAAGUUCUUAAUUCUCUUGCAUAGUACUGAUGGCAAGUAUCCUUGCUGUGUAUAAAAUGAUGUUAUAUACUGCCAUAUUUUCAAUAUCUGUCCACUUAUAUUAGUACCAGAUAUCAACGGCCGUCCGUAUAUUCUAGGGAUUUGCUUGGGAUAUGACUAUAUGGAUUUAUCUACCUACUAUUUGAUUGAUUUCUGUAUUUAGUAUUUUGUAUACUUUUUUUGUUAAGUACCUCAGUAUAUUUUAAAAAUCAAACAAUUUAAAUAUGGUAUAUUAUUAUGAGGUUGUAGUUUAUUAUAUUACUUAUGGUUUUUAGAUUGUAUAAUGUAUAUGAUACCUAUGCUAACAAACUUCAAUGCCAAUUGUGAUGAUGGUCAACAGUUAUUAUUAUUUUCUCAUUACAUAAAAAAUAUUCAAAUUUUCCAUUAAAUAGUAAUAGUAUUACUAUAAAUAUGAUAUAAUAUGUAAGUAAGAAAAGUUCUAAAAUCACAUUGACUCAUUAGAAUGAUAAAUAUAAUAUUUAGUUACAUAAGUAAAAUAAUAUUUUUUUAAAUCCGAUAGGUGUCCAUUCAAUACAUUUUAUUAAUCUUGUUUUGUAUAAUUGAGUUGAUUAGUAUUUAAAUUUUUAUGUGAAGAAUAUUAAUUAUGUAGGUACUUAAUACAAAAAUAUAGGUACUUAAUCCUUUAAUUUAAAUGUAUUAUUUAACUGCUCGUUUAACUGUCAACAGACCUAAGAAACUUAUUUUCUCAGACAAUGUUAACUGUAUGUACUCUGGCUAUAUAGAUUAUAAUUUGAAAAUCCUAUAAGGUAUAUUAAAUUAUAUAUAAUUAUUAUUAUUUAUAUAGGUACCUGAUUUUGUCCAAUUUUAUUUGUUUGUGUUGGUUUUAAACUUAAAUAAUAUUGAUAUUCAAAAAAAUAUUUGUAAUUAGUUGAUUACUUUCUAUAAUAAGUAUGUCAAUUUGUUUACAAAAAUUAAGUUGAAAGAUUUUUUUUUAAUUUUUAUAUUUAUUAGAUAUACUGUUAUUUUUAAUUAUUUUAGAUUAAAAAGUCUAAGUAUAAUAGUUAAGGUUAGAUUUGUUAUUUCAGAUUUACCAAGUUCUUUUCUAUUUUUGUGCAUAUUCGGUAAUAUACAAUAUUAGAUAUUACUUAAGUACGUUUUACCCUAGUGUUAUUUAGAUAUAUAUAUUUAAUACAAAAUGCUAUAUUAGGUAUUACAUAGUUACUAAAUUAAACAUUAAGUUCUUAAAUUUAUUUCAAACGCGAUUUGUAAAAUUCAAUAUUACUUUUUUAAAAAAUAAUUGUUUUAUUUACAAAGUACCCAAUAUGUACUUUAGUUUAAAUGUUGUACCCAGAAGUUGUUGGGUUUUUUUUUUUUUAAAAAUAUAUAAUUUUUUAUAAAUAGGUACAUAUGGAUAAAAAAUUAAUCUAUACACUUUAAUUUUGGGAAAGCUAUCUAAUUCUUUAGGCAUUUUCAGUACCUGUGCCCAAGUAUAGACUAUAGCUACAUUUUUCUGUACACCACUUAUCUACCUCCUUAUCAUGACUUUAAAUUAAUUGUCUUGAAAUGUAUUUAUUACAGAUUUAUUCAUCAUACCAUAUAUUUAGAAUAUUUCAAACUUAUACAUUGGUAUAAGAAAGUAUUGAAUUUAGCCCAUUUGUGUUUUAUUGUAUACAUUCUUAUGAAAUUAGAAAUUAUGUAACUAGGCACUAAUGACAAAAUAAAUUUAAUUCUCAUAUAGGUACAUAGUUAAUAUAAUUUUACUGUUAAAGUAAUAUAUUAUUUAUUAAAUGCAUAUAUACAUACUGUUACUUAGUAAUCAUUAUCAAGAAUUUUAUAUUUUAAUUGAUUAUAAUUUGUGAAUAUUGUAACCUAGUAAGAGAAAAAUAAAAAAAUAAACUUUUGGCACUAAAAAUCUGGAUAUUUUGCAAUUACAAUUGUAAGCAAAGACUCUAUAUGUCUGCAGACAAAUAUUGCAGUGAAACAAAACACAAUGUUUGAACAUAUGUUAGAAAAAAUGCAAAUAUAAAAAAAUGUAAUAUCAUGUAUUAAGCAGGUACUUUCCUAACCACCUUUUAUUGUUCAGAUUUGGUGUUAGAAUCUUUAAAUUGUGUAAAAAAAUAACUAGAUAUGACGUGCAAUUUAUUUUUCAAUAUAUUUUUCGUAAAAAAUCCUUACAAAAGUCGUGAUGAAGGUAUAGGUAAUUUUUUUAAAAAUAAUGAAGUAAAAUAUUAUUUUUCAUAUUUUACAAUACAAAAUGAUUAUGGAUUAUUCUUGGUGCUUUCGUGUGUUUGGUUAAAAUUGUAGGUGCGUUGUUAAAUACGUUUUCAUUCAAUAUUUUUGGUACAUGAUUUUCGGAUAGGCCCAAAAUAAAAUAUUUGGAAAAACAAAACUUUAUCUUUUUCAAAGUACCGAUAGACAUUAUAUAAUUAUAUUUAUAAUAUUACGUUGUUUGAAUAGUUACAUUUUAUGAUGGAUGACGAUGAAACAGUUUUUAGAUUUACGGAUAGAUAGGUACUAAAUCUUUCCAUUUAAUGUGUAGUAGGUACCUAGUUUUAUUCAAAUAAUAAUAUUAUAUUUGUUCUGUUCGCCCUAAAUUUACAAUAUUAUUCAUCAACCUAAAAUUGAUUCUACCGUACGUCAACAAAAUAUUACUCGUGCAAAAAACAUAAUAUAAAAUAUUGUUUUCAACCAUUAUCGUAUUCUAGGUUACAAAUGUACAAUAUUUUAAUACGAUACUCGUGUACCUUCAUCAUAUUAAUCUUUGCUGUAAUUCGUUAAUAAUAAUAAUGAAUACUGUUGAGUGCUAUUGGCAUAUUUCACAAUAUGAAUUUACACAAUAUAUAUUCUACUGCCCCCGAAAAGUGUUUAUUCAGUGAAACAUCAUUAUUGUUUUAGAUCAUUGUAAAACCGUAAUAUUUCCCAUAACAGUUUAGUUUAGCCUUCAUUUCGAACAGAGUUUAUUCGAAGUAGACACUCGUGGCAAAAUAAAACGACUGGCCAUAUUUCAGACGUAUCUUAUCCAGUGACGGCGCGAACUUGUAUUAUGAGUGAGUCUGGCCAAAUUAUUUGAUCCAUCUACACAUUUAUUGAUAAAAAGCUCCUGAACUUUUCUCCGCUCCUCCCCAUAUUCUAUAGUAUAAAAGCGGGUAGGUAUUAUAUAUUUUAUUGUUAUUGUUAAAUAAUCCGUAUUUUACAAAACCAACUUCUAUUUCAUGUAAAAUAUUUUCUACUCGAUUAUCUAACGUCCGUCUAGCUGGCCAUGCCGCCCACCCGCCUAUUUGAAAAAAAAAACUACGGUACUCGCAGAAUUACCAUCUCGUCGUCGUUGGUCUUAUCUUUCAAAAAAAACCGCACAAAAUACAGAGUUGGAUAUAUUAUUAUCCAUACUAUUGGCGAUUUUGCUUCCUAUAAUAUGCUUGUACCUAUGUGUUUGUCGUGGGUUUUCAAGAGUUAUUUUUUUUUUUUUGAACGAUAUAAAAGUAAUAUAAAAUAACUAAAAUUGUCUGUAUAAAUUAAAUUAUAAAAAAAACCGGGUUAGCCAUUGUUGUAUAGGUGGAAAGUUUGAAACGUAUAGAAUGUAGGGUAAUUUAUUUUGUAUAGGUACUUGAUGUAACGAUACAUUUUUGCAAUCGAAAAUGGUUCUGAACGUAGUUCGAUAAACUCUAUAGUAGGUAUUAGUCGUGUUCUUCCUGUUGUAUGUUGCCAAGGUAACAUAAAAAUCAAUACAAAUAAAACCAAUUUUUCGACAUUUGUUGUCAGAUUUUUUAAUCUUUUAGAAAAACUGUUGGGAAUGAAGAUAUUUUGUGAACAGGUGAAUAAUCUGGUAGGAUUCUGGAAGGUACUAUGUGAAUAAUCUGAAGCACUUUUAAUAACCAAAAAGUGUUUUCUGAUUAAAAAAAAAAAAAAAAAACGUUUUAGUAAAACUAACCGUCAUCUACAAUUUUUUUCAAUUUUUUUUUUUUGAUUUUCUUUGUAGUUUUCUUAAUAAAAUUUAAGAAAAAAAUGAGGAAUGUACGCAAUAACGGAUUUUGUUAUCUUAUAGAGUUUUUUUUUCUGUUGUAGUUCGGUUUAAAAUAGUCGCAGAGACCUUAAAUAGGUAGAAAAGUAGUCAAAUACUUAUAUUGGUAUUUUCUAUACGUGGUACAUGUUGGCGAUUUUUGAGCUUUUUAGAAACAUUUGAAAUACUUAAGUUUAUGUAAUGUUUUAUGUGAAUCAAAUUGUUUUGGCCGAGCAAAAAUGUUUGAAAAUGUUUACAUGAGAUUCAUCACAAAUUGUACAUAGUGGUAAAAAGAAAAUCGAGUGUAGUUUUUUUUGUAUUAUUCAGUGUUCAAUUAAUUUGAAAAUAGUAAAAAUCGCGGUAUUCACAAAAUAAACGUUUAACCAAACUUUGUUUAGAAUCGUGUUUCAUUAGAAAUAAUUUAUUGUUGCGCGUUUAGAUAUAAAUUAAAUUGUACAUUUAAUUAUAUCAAGUUCCUGCCUAUAAUAAUAAUAUGUCGUUAGUAUAUAUUUGAUUAUUUUGUAUCACUUUAAACCAGUAACGUAUAAAAUGUUUUCAAACGAAUCGUCAUAUUAUAAAACCAAAUAUGAUUUUUCGCUCUAUCUACUCUCAUAAUCUGAAAAACGUAUAAAUAUUGUAUUAAAAACUUUGAUUAUUAUUAUUAUUUUUUUUUAACGAAUGGCGUUUUUGAACAUUAAAAAAGUAUACUUUUGUAUACAUGAUUGAUUGUACACUAUUAUAUAACUCAUAUGGUUCGGAAAAAAAAUGGUUAUGCAAUUAUAAACGUGCGUAAUACAUCGAGGGACGUUUCUAUAUAAUAUUUUAUUGACAAAAUUAAGAUGAAACUAAAUGUUCUCAAUAGGUUAUCUAAAAGUUAUCAUAUUUUUAUACCUCUAUUAUCCAGCAAUAAUCAAUAUAGAAUAUUAUAUAUUUCAUAUUUUAUAUUUUGCCGUGGACCAAGUUUCACCACAUGCAUAGGUAACUAAGAUAACUUGCGUACAAAAUAAUAUUUAUUUCCAUUUGAUAUUCGUUAUUUUAUUUCCUUAUACAUGCCGUUUCGGCUGUUUAUUAUAUUAACAAUCAAGUUAUUCAAGUUAUUUUUCAGCUAAUAUGGGAGUGGGUAAAUAUCGACAAUAUUUGGUUUUUGAAUGCUAUAUAUUAUUUAAGUACGUUAAGUACUUACCUAAAUAAAAUAAAUUGAUGUUAAAAACAAAUUCAAAAUAUAUUUGAGUACCAACCAAUUAAUAUAAGCGUUGGUUAUUACGAAUACAUUAAACAGAAAAUAAUUUAUAGUGUUGUUUGCUUUAUAGUAUAUUGAGACGAAUUUUGAAUUGUUGAAAACAAGUUAAUGCUUAGUUAGAAAUAAGUUUUUUUUGUAAAUAAUUUAUUUUAGUCUAUUAAACUUAUUUAAAUAAACUAAUUAAGACCAAACUGAUCUAAAGUUACUUGGAAAAGCACUUGUAAAUCUUUAAUGAUAAUAAAAUAUUUGUUCGAAAAAUUGGUUAUACUAGCCUCAUUCAUUCAUUCUUCGUUCUCUAUAACUAGAAGAUAGAAUUAGAACUAGAACUAGAGACUCAACAAGUAGUAUUUUGAUUCGCUGCUGAAAAGAACACUUUGAUUAUUCUCUGACAUUAAACGUAGAAAUAUUUUAAGCAGUACGGUAUUUAUUAAGUAAUACGGUUUUUUCGAAUUUCGCUGUUCGAUACUCUGAAAAUAUAAAAUAUAGCUAGAGUUAUAUUAAAAGCGAAAAGUAAGUAACUACACUAUAAUUAUAACUAUAGGACUCGGGAUUUUGUAGCGAAUAUUUGUUUAAAGGGGAGUAUAACAUAAUGAUAAUUCGUAUGUAAAAAUUUGUUUUCUUUCAGUUGUAUUCUUCAUAAUAAUUAUCAUACAAUGAUUACAAUGAAGUAAACUUUAUUAUUUUUUUUUUAUUUGAUCAACUAUGCCUUUUUGUUUUCUCACAUUUAAACUUUUGCUACAUUUUACAUAAUUUGAUGGACAUUUCACAUGUUUCUAUAAUUCUAUUAUGUAAGCCAUAAAUUAUUGGUAAAAAUUAAUGUAAUCGUAAGAAAAUACAUAAUUUUAAUUCUCAAUAUAGGCUAAAUUUUAAUGAAAUAUAUGGUUGUAAAUACGUUUUCAAAUUUGAAUGUACAAUUCUAAUUUUUUGACAGUAUCUUAGUAUAUUUUUUAACGAUUGAUUUUGCUGCUAAUAAUUGAUUUCAAUUAAUUUCAUCGCUGUCAUAUUACAUUGAUUUUAAAAAAUAAUUUCUGCAGGGAAUUAUUUUAUAUUAAAAACAUUUAUCAAAGUACUCUUAAAAUAAUAAAUACCCAUUAUGUUUAUAUGCAUUAUAAGUAUAAGUUAAAAAUAUAAUGCUUUAAAACUGACGUCAUAACACGUAUUUCGUAUUUUUUACGUGAACAAAAUAAGCUUUUAAUAUUAUAAAUUAAAUUUUAAAUAUGACCAAAAACUUUCACAGUAAAAAACAAAAAAGUAUUAAAUUAUAACUUAAAAAUAAAAUAAAUAUAGGUAGGUAGAACUUUUGAAAAUUGCAAAUAAUUUUCGGUUUUCUGAUAUGAACCACAAAUUAUAUUAAUUUUAUUAUUUAAAUGAUGUAUAUACUUACAUACACUGAAAUUAUAAAACGGAAUAAUUUUUUCAAAUAGUUUUAUUGAAAAAAAAAAAAAACAAAACAUUGCGUUAAUCGAUAUUUCUUUUGUAAAUUACACUCGUGCGUAUAGUGUUUUCGCUGCUCGGCGUAUUAUAUACAAUGAAGCCAACAAACAUUCGUAUAACUGCACGUAGUAACGGGAGUAGUAGGUACACCAAUAUAAUUUUAUGUUUCUGCGUUAUGUACAAAGAAGGGGUUUAUCUAAAUUUAUGAGGUUUAGAAGUAUUUGAAUAUUAUAGAAAUACACGAUUACACACAUAUGUACUUAGAUGGAAUUAUAUGCAAUCUAUAUAAUUGCAGGACAUCAUACUAUAUAGAGCAAUAACCUUUAAUUCGUUUGAAAACGCUAAAAUAAUACGGUUUUUAUUUAUAAUAUUUCCUCUUAUUUUUAAAGUUUAUUUAUUAAUUAUGAAAUAAUAGUUCAACAAUACUUAUUGUACGAUUGUGUUAUUAUUUUAACGAGAUCGUAGUAGAAUUUUCAAAAUGUUCACUUUGUUUAUGCACUACCGGCUACUAUCUAUUAACUUAAAGGGAUGUCUGCGCACGAUUUGUUUUCUCUUCUGAACUCACUUGCAAUAUAAUAAAUUUGCGUUCAGCUGAAUCAAACUCUCGUUGUUAGUUAAUAUUAGUAUUAUAAUGAAUUGUGAAACUUAAAAUUAAACUUAAAGUUAAGAACAUUGUCCGCGUUUGUGCGUUGGCUUUGUUACGGUAUUUCAAUAUGUAUGCAAGUUAUGAUAGUAUGUAAAAUAUUACAAUUUAAAAACUCUCACUUAUCGUUUUAAAAUUGAAAUACCGUAAAAUCCCAAAGUACAAACCCAGAUAACGUUCUUAACUUGGAAUCUGAUAAUAGGCCGUUCUAAUAUUUAAGUUAACAAUACUCAUUUGGUCUGCUGAACGUAAAUUUGCCAUGUUGUACGUGGAUCAAAGAGAGAAAACAAAUAACGAUACGAUUUUUCCACAGACCAACUAGCCAAUAUCCAUAUAAAGGAAAUUGAUAUGGACGAAUAUCUAUUAUGGCAUUUUAAAUUGAAAAGCUAGACAAAAAUAUAUGAAUCGAGUUUGACGGAUGUUAGUUUUGAAAACGGAUGAAUAAUUUUUAUAUUAGGUUAUGACGGAGUCGAUUUCAAAUAUUUAUAUAUUUUUUUGUAGCAGUAAUAUAAAAAAUGAUAUUUUUAUAUUUAUAUUCUUUUAAAAAUUAUUAACAUACGCAUAGAAUUUUAGAAAUUAUUAAAAUCCGCCAAAAUCUACAGUAUUAUAAUCGAUUCAGUUCCGUUUUUAAAAUAAAAAUCCGUCAAACCUUUUGCUUGUAGAUUUUCGGUCUACACGCCAUUAAUUUUUCUACGACUUCAAUCCCCUUAACUAUAAUCAUUAUAAUUUUGCAAUGUAAUAUAAAAAAAAUAAAAUACACACGAGUCUCCUAAACAGUAUUACGCAACAGUAUAAUUGUUUUUAGGCAUAUUCACUAUGAAUUAUUAUUAUAUAAUAAUAUUGGAAUAACAACGGUGAUUUUAUUCAAAUAGUCUGUUUGGCAAUUGUAUAUGUUUUUUUUAUUGUUAUAAUUUAAUUGCUUUUAAGUUUUGACGAUAUACCUAAAUUAAUAUUUUUUUUUUUUUUGUAUUGUGUUAUGUAGUGUUUGUGCACUUCUAUAUUAUGUAUACUCAAAUAUGUUGUUCAGAUAUUAAUUUAUUAAAUAUAGAUUAGUUUUGUAGUGCCCACCCCGAAAGACAUCAAAUUAUGAUCGUAUAAAGUUGUUAAGUUGUUGACAAUACGUAGAAAAAAAAAUUAAAAAAACAUCAUGGCUUGGGACUAAUAGCGCAUUAACUUGUAAAAAAAUAUUUACAAUGUUACAAAAUGAAAACCUUUCCCAACUACUAUUAAAAAAAAAAAAGAUACAAACCAACGUGAUGUUUGGAUAUAUAUUAAUAUUUACUCAUCCAUUAUAUAGGUGAAAGAAUAUAAAAGCGAAAUUAUUUUUAAUUUUAGUUUUAUAAUCGCACACACUGCACACAUCGAGAAAAACAUUAUCAAAAAAAUUAAAAAAAAAACUAGAUUAGUAGAACAAAUUAAAAAAAACUAGAAAUUAUCAAAAAUUAACCGUUUCAUAUUUUGCAAUCGUUGUAGUACCGUAAAUUUCCAUAUCAUUUAGUUGUAUAUUUUAUUAACGUGCAGAAAAAUAAAAUUAUGCAUUUGCCAUUUGCCGUCAUAAAUCCUUUAGUCCUGAUUAUAAUAAUAUAGUUUCUUACUCUUGUUAGUUAUUAUUAUUUACUCACCCCUUUUGCGAACGUAAAUAUUUAGGUAAGUACGUAUCGUUAUACCCGUGAAUGAUUUCGUUUUCGUUUAAUACGUACAAGUGAGCGAAAUAGCCAUAAACACGUUUUGAAUAAAAACAAUAUUUAUAUAUAUACUCUCGUGUUAUAAUAGUACCUAGUUUUGUUAUAUCAUAAAAUAUUUUUAAAAACCGAAAGAUAAGGAUAUUUGUUCAUUGUGACCUCCCAAGGUCCUAUCAAUAUAUAAUAUUCCAUUUGCGUGCUCUUCAGAUAACUCGAGUAGUAUAAUCAUAAUAUUAUUUUCAGCGUAUAAAUAUAUAUAUCAUAUUUGUUUCAUUUUGCGAUUUUGAUGACUAUAUUUUUUAUACAUAACAUAUUUAGGCAGUAGUAGUAUUUUAACGGUUAAGUGUAUGCUAUACGGAUAUUAGAUAACAAUUAUUAAACACAACAAAACAUUGGAUACAUUAUGAACACGUCAAUUCGGGUAAAUCGUAUCAUUUUUCGUUAAAAAAGAAUCAAGCGUAGUUAAGUUAAAAAAAAAAUUCACUAGAAUUUUUUGAAAACGUCUAGAAAAGACUGCUAUAAGUAAUCCGUGAACUCGUUUAGAUAUCUAACCGAAUUACAAAGAAAAAAAAAACCGAUCGAAUAUAUUGAAGCCGUUAUAAUUUUUCCUAGUUUUCCCUAGGGUUUUUUUUCAAUUAUUAAAAGGAUUACAUCCCCAGCGCACCAUAUAGACACAAUUUGCUUUUAGAAGAGAUUCUACGCCUGAAAAUCUGGACAGUAUAUCUGGUAGAAAAGUUGUUAAUAGACACACGAAAAAAAACACACAUGUCGUAGUGGAAAAAAUUAACAUAAUAAUUAUUUUAAUCGAAAUUACUUUGGUUAGAAAAUUCGUGAUGUAAGUUAAUACGCGUAUGUAAUAUAUUAUUAUAACACCGUUGUAUACAAAGUAUACAGGUAAGUAACCGCACUAUUUUAGUGUCGAAAAGAAAAUGAGUUACAUUUAGAUGAAAAAAAAGAUAAUUUAAAUAACGACUGUGUUCGGUAGGCACAAGUAUUGCAAAAUUGUCGGAAAUUUUAAAUAAUUUAAGUACCGAACAAAACCAGUCAGCCGCAGUAUACACGUAUAAUAAUAUUAUAUUAUAGCAAAGUCAUUAUAUUCUACGCAAAACAUAUUUUACGUCUGAAAUUUAAAUUGUUUUAUUUUUUUUUUUUUAUUCACGGUAGCAUUAAUUAUUAAGCCGCAAAACAGUUGGCGGUAAACAUUUAAAUAUAUUUUAUUUGUUUAACUGUAUAAGUAUAAUAUAUCUAUUUUAAUAAACUUGAUCUGGUUUAUUGAACAGAUAAUACAAAAAAAAAAAAAAAAGACAAAUUUCAAAAUAUCUAAUAUUGUACCUACAUAUACAUAAUAAUAUGCCGGUAAACUGAUGGUAAAUUUUUUGUGAAACACGUUUCUUAAAAAUUAAUUUUGUUUUUGGAAAAUAUUCGAUCAUUGUACCAUAAUUAUUAUAUUGGAAAAAUUGUUUCGUGUUUUAAGUUUGUAACUAAGUACUUCACUAUAGAUACGAUUCAUAUAUGUACAAAAGAAAAAUUAAUUUUUCAUCUAUUUAUAUUCAGAUGUCCUACAGAGAUAAGAUCAUUGCGAUACUUUAGAAAAUAUUAAGAUUAGGAAUUUUUUAUUUUUUUUGUCAAUUUUAGAAACAAAUAACUCUAAAAUUUUACAUUAUCAUUAUUUCUGGGAGUGAAUUGACUGCCUAUUAUGGUUUUAAAUGACAGCCUGUAUUUAAAAUUACAUGAAUAGACGUAUAGUAUUAGUUUAAGUACCUUUUUGAUUUCCAUUAACUUGUUGACGAGAAUUUUACUUUUAAGUUUGGGUAAUGGGAGAGUAUAGCGGAACAUAAUAAAUGUGGCGACACAUGGCGUGGCGUUUGAAUAGUGCGAAAACUAAUAAUUAUUUUGUACUCUGAUAAUUUAUUUUAUACGAGAGUACACGCAUGAUUAUUUUAUAUUUUUUUCAGUUUGUUGAAUUAACUUAUUGUACAUAAGUCAUAUAAUAAUACAAUUUGUAUAUUAUAAUAGUGUAAUACGACGAUGAUUUUUUUUUUUUAUUCGAUUAGACAAAAUAAGUUUUCUUAAUAUAAUAAUAUACCUACUGAUAUUUUGGUCUAAAGAGUUCAAAGGGUUGUGUUUUUAUGUUUAUCGAUUAUUCCAUAGAAACGGAAACAUAUACAGAUAUAAUAAUAUAUUUAAAACAUUUUUGUCCGAAUGACCCAUGUACGUUAUUAUUAUUGUUUUCCUUAUCGAAAAAAUAGAAUAGAAAUCGAUAAUAGUGUGUACGCGAAUGUUUCAUUUUUUUUUUUCUUUUUUUUUUAUAAUGACACAAUAUGAAAAACCAGAAUCCUGCUAUAUAAUAACAUUUAAUAAUACUAUAUAUAAACUAAAUGUACGAAUAGAGCUAAGGGGUAAAAACGAAAAGUCUAAAAGUUAAUUAGAUAUAUACUUUCAGGGACGAAUAUGACCCCGGGGAAAACUGUAAUAUCCUGUGUUUAUUUGAUGGCCCGGGGCUUCUUUUCGUUUUUUUUUUCAUACUCCUGUUAUUUUUGUUAAAAAUUAAUCCACACGAUAUAGAUGAAAAGAAAAAAAAAUGAAAUUAGGUUUCUUUGCGAUCGUUAAUAUCCAUGCAAGACAAAAAUAGUUUUACAAUCUUUUAAAAAACGCAUUAGGAAUAUGAAAAAAUGUUCUAAAGCGUUUUUAAAUUGUCUCAACCGUCACUUUUACCUUUAUGAAAUAACAUAUAAAAUAAGUUUUAAAAGUAUUUUAAAUACAUUACUUUAUUUUUUACAAUCCUAUACAAAAAUACGAGAAUAAAAAUGCACAAAAAUGGAAACUUGUUUCUGCCGGUGCGCUGUGGUGACGACGGGUAUUGCACUUGAGACUCAGCCUAACCUACGGCGGUUAUCAUUUGCAUAUUACUAUUGUUCUAUACUAUUAAAUAAUUGUUAAGAAGAGAUAAUUUUAUUACUAAAUAAGUUAUUAAGUUAAUUUCAAAAUAAUAUGUACCUUUAUAUAGUAACAUCUCGAAAUUGCGGACAUUUUGGGAACGAGAACUUUAAUCUCCUCUGAAAUGGCGGACAUCAGCAUCAGAAGAAGUAUUUGUCCCUGGUUUUUUAUUUAUUGGUUAUUUCGGUGUCUUUUGUACAAAAUAGUAGCUUAUAUAAAAAUAAUUAUGAUCACCUUCAAAAAAAAAAAAAAACUGAAAAAAUGGAAGUGGUACUGGCAGACACCUACGAAUAAUGGACGAUAAAGUUUUAGUGACCGCAUGAGUCUGAAUGUUUAAAUAAUUUACACUUACUCAUAUUUGAGUCAACAAGGAUGUAAGUAUUUAAGUAGGGGUGGGGCUGAGGUGGGAUUAAUUUCAAAAUAUUACAUAUAAUAUUAUGCACACGAAGAGCCUAGAUUUUGACUCGGGCUUUCGCCGUCAUCCCCCGCGUACCUUUCGUUAGCGCUGGGCGCUAUUCAAGAGACGGGGUUGUCAGUGUGUCCGCAGCGGCAAGCCGGUGCGGCUUGCCUGGGUCGCCUGAAGGCCACCAGCACCGGGCCGGCGAACCGGCCCGUACUUUUCGACUCGGGUACGACUGCGUCGCAUGGGUUCCUUACGUCUCACUAGGUCAGUGAUUUUUCAACUACCUUGCGCUGGUCCCACAGCCACCACGUUGCAGCCGAAGUAGGCGCCUCAACCGCGGGGGGCACUAAGUCCGAAGCGGCAAGCCGGUCCGGCGUGAAGCGGGCCUCCCCCUCCCGUGGUACCGACUAGGUUUUAAGUUGAUGUCGGUGGGUCAACCCGGGGCUGAGCCCCUACCACUAUUCUAGCUACCCAAGCCGUCUAGUGGUGGGCCUUAUAAUAUUAUGCACAGUGACACCUCGGAAUUGCCUUUUUUUUUAGGAACUGAAUCUUUAAACUCCGAACUGAACUUCCUCUAAAUAACGGACAUUAGUACAAUUUUCAAGGGCACUGUGUGCACGUGCUCCCUAUAUUUUUGAUUUAAUUGGUUAUUUCAGUUUUUAAUAGUUCUAAAAAAUAGUAGGUUUUGAAUGUAAAUAAACGCACAAUGUAAAAUAAAAAACGUAAAUGUAUAUAAUAUAAUAUAUAGUACUUAUGUAAAAUAUAUCUAAAAUACAUAUUUUAUAUAAACAAUUGUUGCCCGUGCCAAUUUUUAUUCAUUUUCUCUUUAUUCUCAUUUUGCUUUGCUCGUAUUAGUAAACUGAACGCAAAAAAUAAGUGGAAAGUGGGUAGUCUGCCUCAAUGACUACGAUGGACUUAAAGUGUACUGAUGUGUUAUAUAUGUUUUCAUCAUAGACACCCGCAUAACGCAAAGAUUAAAAUAUAUAAUACCUAAUAUAAUAACGCUAAAAUUAUGAGGACAUAAUAUUAUUGUAGUGUUAUACCUAAAAAUACAAAGAUUCAAAGAUGAAGUUUUACGUAUUUUUACCUACUCACCCAGUACAACGUAUAGAUUUUUAUUUUUCAUCCAUGUUAUACCAAGGUAGCCUCUCCUAUUUCAAGCUAAUAAUAGACCAGUAGACAGUCAGAUAGACUAUCUAUUUUAAGUUGUUAUAGUUUUUUUAUUUCUAUUUAAUAUUUUUUUUUUUUUUAAAUUGUUUUUUUUAAUUUCAUCUGUAUUACUAAGGUAAUCUAUAGUGCAACAAAAUAAUUUAAUUUUCGUGACACAAAGUAGCCUAUGUGUUUUUCCGAGGUCACAUUUAUCUCUAUAUCAAAAUUUAUUAAAAUAUUGGUUCAGCUGUUGUUUAAGUGUUGAAACGUAACAUAUAGACUUACUUUCACAUUUAUAAUAUUAGUUAGGAUUUUAGAAAAUAAAUGUUUUAGAUUCUGAGUGGAAUGAGGUAUGCAUUGGUUUUACAAUAAUGUUAAUUUUUUUUUUAAUAUUUUUUUUUUAUGUGACUUCUUUUUCUACCAGAAAACUUACCCCGAUUAUCAAGUAUAGCACUUUUUCUGAAAGAAAUGUUCGCUGAGUGGUACUUUAGAGAGGUCAUUUUUUGAAAUUAUUAUUAAUAUUCGAGAUAAUGAGAAAUAACCUGGUUCUUUAGGUUAAAAAAGAUUAAAAGAUUAAAAAUAAGUUUGUCAUUGGCAAUCGUUUUUAUUUAUUUUUUGUUAUUAUUGAGUUUUUAUUAUUUUAAUCUUUUUUAAACAAUCAUUGUUGUCAUGAAACGUACAUUGUCGAAAAAACGAUACUAUAGAGUAUAGACCGAGCUAUAUUAAAAUAAAAUAAAUUUCGAUUUCAAUACAUUCUUUAAACUAUUAAUCUUUAUAUUAUAUAUCUUUAUUCUAUAUUUAAGCAUCAACUAAACUCCGCUCAUAAUCGUUUUUUCAUUAGUAAUAGUUUAUCGUUGCUUACAGAUAUACAUUGAAUUCCCUUCUGUAUCCUUUCUUCCCAACUUUUUCCAUCUACAACAGUGGCUGCACCCACGUGCGGAGUAUGUCCAUCUUUUUUUUAAAAUAAUAUUAAAUUGUGGUUAUUAAAAUAUUGCCAUAACAAUAUGUCAAAAAUAAUGUUUUUAAACAAUUCAAAAAUAUUAUUAUUUCAAUUCAAUGCAACAGGAAUGUUGUUAUAUUUUCAAAUAUAUUUUGAAAAAAUAUGUGAUAUAUUAUUUCCCUUGUAUUAUAUUUAUUUAUUUUAUAACUUUUUCAAAAUACGCGGUUUCAGUCAUAAAUGUCUAGAAAUUUAAAAUUUAAAAUCUAGAUAAAUAUGUUCAGUUGUCAUAUUCCAAGCAAAUCUCUUAUAGGAAUUAUUGAUAGUUUAAUAAAUAUUGUAUAUUAAUAAGAUUUAUGUUAAAUAAUAAUAUUAUAAUUAAUACUAUUAUAAUACCUUGAUAAGUCCCGAUUUCUACUUAAACUAUAUUCAAAGUAUUGUUUUUUUUAUUGAAAAACAUUUCAAACAGAUUUUUUUCAACAGCUAAUGUAGAUCUUCUGAGAAGUUAUGUUAAACAGCCUGAGAGAUGGACAAAUAAAUUAUGGAACUACAAACUGUCCGUCUGCUCACGUACCGCCUCACAAUGUUGUCGCCCCUAUCCACCAAAACUCUAUAUUACCAAAUGAACAAACUACAUCAGUGGUUUACCCGUGGAAUUCAAAUCCUAGAAUUGACCAUUUGUACGGCUUUCAUUCCAGAUAUUAUAAUCUCGACUUUCCUACGCCAUACCCACCUGCUACUAAUCAAUAUGUACCUCCAAAUAUAUAUGAACAGAAUAUACCACAAUGUUGUCAGCCGUGCUGUAGACUCAGGUCUCAGAAUAUACCAAAAACAUCUCCAUCGCAAGUGUUAUAUAACCCAAUUCGACCAGUGCAACAAUUAAAUCGAUCUUAUAAACCAAAAAAGACUUUAAAAACACCGUGCUCUGAACAGUUCCUACCGUACAUUCCAAAUGAUUUACCGGUUAAGUACGACACGCAAAAUUGUUAUCAACAAAAAUAUAAUAAUUCGUAUUUAAACAAUACGAAUUAUUGUCCUCCAACUAAUAAUUUGUGGAUACCACCGACACCUAAUCCUACUUGGCCUACCGAAAGGUUACGACCUGUAAGCCGUCAUACUGGCGUUACAUCCCAUGAUUUUAGUAGGAAUAAAAAUUAUCCGAGAUUACCAAAUUAUCAAAGUAAUCCACAUCCUAAUCCAACUAAUGCUACUCAUCAUAGACCUUAUAAUUACAUUCCAUCGAUACCUGAUGUAAAUGAUUAUCGACCUUCAGUUUACCAACAAAAUCAGUUAAUAAAAACUCAUUCAUCUGAUUAUUUAUCUCAGGAACAAAAUUCUAGAAUACCUAUUUCAUCUCAAAACAAUCAAAUUCCGUCAUCGUCUUUUCAACAAUACUACAAUGCUCCACCAGCGUCUUAUUCAGAUAUAUCAAGACCUAGUGAAUCGUUUAAACCGCCUCAAAUUCCACCACAGAUUCCUCCGAAAAGUAAUUUAAAUGUCCGAGAGUUUUUGGCUACUUGGGACGAAGGAGAAGAAGAAACCAAUGAAAAAUCAUCAGAGUCGACCGCGCCAAUUGUGGUACUUGAUUGUAUGCCAGUUGAAGGAGAUGCUUUAACCAAAAUCCAAGAAAAACUAAAUGUAGUGUCUUAUGAAAAUCUAGAAAAAGUACUCAAAGAAAAUCAAAACCCGGUAGUUAUCAACACGGAAUCAAAUGAAAUUGAUUUCAUUCAAAAUAAAGCAAAAUUACCAUCAAAACCUAAUUUUGAACCUCUAGAUUAUACUAAACGUGAAACAGGAAUAAUCAAACCGUUUAUCACAGAAAAGAAAACUCCACCCGAAAUAAAUACUCAGUCCGAAAAAAGUUACAGCGUUAAUUUUGAUGGAAUGGUUGCUUGGUAUGGUAAAAAAAAUACAGAUAUUUCAUCUACAGAUCUCAUUGAAAAAUUAGCUGACAGAAUUUUUAAUCUUAGUAAAUCACAAGAAAGUGAUGGCGUAUCUUUUGGGACGGCUGCCUAUACGGGGCAAAUAACUCAAACGAAUCGAUCCAUUGUAAGUUCAGCCAAAGAUUCGGAAAAAUAUCUACAAAGUCACCAAAUCUUUGAUUUACAUCAUCGCUCAGAAAAAUAUAUAGAGCCUUCAGUUAUAUAUAAACCCAAUGAUUGUAACGGUUGUAAUAACGAUUCUAUUCCUACUAAUCAUUCUUUUGAUUCUAAUGAAAAUAAUAAAGCAACCACUAUUAAAUCAAAUAAUACAAACUCUUCGUGUAUUGUAGAAAAUAUAACAAAAAAAUGUUUAAACGUAACUAGCGAGCAACCGAUACCGUGGAAUUUAGAACACAGUUCCCAAGAACAGCAUUUAAAUACUUCGUUAUAUGACCAUAGCGUUAUUAUUAAACCACUUGAUUUUUCUUCUCUUACUGAUGAAACUAAAGGCAACCCUUUUGCGUUUGAUAAGAAUACUUCAAGUAUUAAUAAACCAAAUGAUCAGUAUAAUAAUGUUAUAAAUGACACUAAUAAUUACAACUCUCCAUCUUCUAAUAACCAACAUUCAAUUCAACAAAUAGAUUCGGGUAAUAGAAAUUUCCCGGUUAUAGUUUCGCCAAAUAUCCACAGACAAGAAUAUAAUGGAUUUCACGAAAGUGUCAUACAGAGAACGGGUUGUGGUGAUAAAAAUAAGAACGAUAAAGUAUCACCGCAAACCGAUUUUGAAAGCAUGAAUUGGAAUAUAUCAAAUGAUUUCGAUAAAAUUAUGAAAAAUUCUCAUAUACCUAUGAUGGAACCACCUUGUAUGUACGAUAGAAACAACUAUAAUAUUUUAGAUAAUAUAAACUCUAAUAAAAAUGUAUCGAAUCAGUGGAAGAACAAUGUUCCAUGUGUGGAUUUAACAAUAAACAGUAAAUCUAAUUCUAAUCACGAUUCGUUUUUUGAUGGUUGGAAUUUUAUUGAAAGUUAUGAAAAUCAUCCUAGUAAAAAAAAUAUUAAUUCUCCAUCAAAUAAUAAUGAAGUUCACAACCCAUUAAUGUAUCCGAACCCGAUGACAUCUUUACAAGAAUCAAAAAAUAAAAAUAAUGACGGUGAUAAAUUUGAAAACGUAUCAUUAGGCAACGUAAAAAAUAUUCCCUUUUCAAAACCUAAUGAUAUUUCUUCUAAUAACGCACGUUCGCGAGACGUUUUCAAUUUGAAUAAUCGAAUACCCGAUUUCAGUGAUGGUUUUGAAUUGCCAAUUUUAAACGAACACCAUGAAUACAUGCAAUUUAAAAAGUCGUCGAUUGACAGCGAACACAGAACUGAUGGUUCGAUUUUUGAACACUUAACUGAACCUAAGUGUAAUCGACCUACGAACGAAACUACACUUAAUGUUAAAAAUGAUCAGAUUAAAUCUGAUAAUGUCGGUCUGCCAAGUUUUAAAGAAAAAGAACCGUUAGCACCUAUGCCACUGCCUCCGAAGCUUAACGUUGUGAAACCCAUUAUACGAGACCCGAGUCAAGUAUAUACAGUCAUAAAACAAAAAGUAAAAUACGAUAACAAUUCAUGUAUCGAUAAUGACAACACAAUAUUAAAUAAAAGUGGGCAUAAUUUAAGAAUGAACCAAAUGAACGUUUUUAACGGAACGGAUUUGAAAUCAAAAUAUAAUAGUAAUAUUCAAUCAAAUCAAUUUGACGUUUGGUCUGAAAAAUUUGUACUAAAAGGCAAUUUGAACGAUUCAUCUAGCGCAGUUGUUCAAUGUGAUGUAGAAAUCACACAAUUCAAAAGUACUCCUGAAAAUCGUAAUACACUGAUACUGAAAUCAAACAUAGGUGAACAUUUUCAGGAUAAAAACACAAAAUUACUUGAAAAUUCAAAUUGUGAUUUAACCGGAGUAGACAAAAUAAAUAUUAACGAAGAUGACAAAAUUAACACCAACGAUUUUCUUAAUUGUUUAGAAAGUACAAAAACCGACGACCAGAAAUAUCAAGAUACUUUGGAUGAGUUUGAAACUUCUUUUGGGUUUGAUAUGCAUUGUAAUAACGAAUCAAAUAAGUCUUUCCAUGAAGAUAUUGUAGAUAAAUGUUUAGAAGAAAGCAUUCAAGAUCAAAUUGGCGAACACAACGUGAAUACAACAAAUUUAACUAAUUUGUCAAUCAAUAACAUUAAAUCAUCAAAUAAUAUCCAGUCACCUUUCCAUUGUAAUUUUCAGUCAGAUUAUCCCAUCAAAAAUCAUUUUGAUGAAAAUAAAAAUAAAUCUGUUGAUUUGGACGAAAAAGAAAUCAUUAACCAUGAAAAAUUAAAUACAGCUGUUUUUAGUUAUCAUAACACAAUUGAACAUGAUUUUAAACUUCAAGAUAAUACAAAUAUUAAUAAAACUGAACAUGAAACUGAUAAGAAUUUGGAUUUCAACAUUCUAAAUGAUGCAAGCAACGAUAUUAAACAAAGCCAAAAUAAAACUGAAGAAUGUAAUUCAAAUUUAUUAAAAGAUUCGUUCGAGGAAAAACAUGAUGACACAAAUAUAUCAAAUACGGACAAAAAUAGUUUUAAUUAUUUAACUAUGGAAGACUCUCACUUUGAGUUUAACAAUAACAAAAAAAUUAUUCAAGAAUCAACAAAUUCUAAAAAAAUUAGUGAUACAAAUAAUCCGACUGAAGUUAAUGAUAUUUCUAAAAAAAAUCAUUGUAAUAGUCCUGAUAUAGAUGAAUUAUCUAAUGUUCAAACACUUACAACUGUAAAUGAUGAUUUUAAAUUAAACAUUAAUAACUCAAAUAUUUUUGAAACUAAUUUAAUUACUCAAAAUACAAAAUGCACAACUGGAACUAAUAAUAACAAAAAUAAUUUAGAAUUGUCAUUUCAAUAUGAAAAUGCAGAAAAUAUUAAAAACGAAAAUAAUAAUAAACAUAUUAUUUUUCAAUUAGAGAAUAAUACCAAUAUUUACCAAACAAGCAAUUUUAAAAAAAUUGACGAAUUUGAUUUCGAAAUGAACUAUUCUAAUAGUAAUAUUUAUGAAUCAUCAAAUACAACAAACGAAAAUAAAAUAAAAACGCAAUACACGUAUGAUGUAAAUAACGAUGAGGAAAAAAUGAUAGGAAAAGAAACAAAUAUAAACAAUUCUUUAUUUACUGAAAAAGAACAUACAUUUGAGGAAUCUUCCAGUUUAGAUUGUAAAAGUAAUGAUACGCACAUUUCUAAUGGAAAAAAAACAGAUAGUAUUAAUAUAAAAAAUAAAGUCAUUGAAGAAAAUAAUCCUAAUCACUUUAAUUCUCACGAAAAUUUGAAUAGUAACAAUAAUGCUGAAGUUGAGAAUAUAUUUAGAAAUUUAUGUGAAAAUUUAACUACAUUAAAUACCGAAAAAGAUAACUCUAUUCUUCCUGAAAAUAUCUGUCAAAAUAAUGAUAAUAGUUAUGAUGUUUCUAAGAGUCUCAGAAAUAUUGAAAAUCGUAAUGAAUCGGAAGUUAUUGACGAUAAUCUUGAAACAAAAUUUAGCGAAAGCCAUGACAAACCUAAUGAAACUUUCGAAGAAUGUAAUAGUGUUUUACUUAAUAAUUUUAUUAAUAAUCAGCCUUCACAUUUAGCGGUGGGUUCUAUAAAACAAAAUGAGCUGUUAAAGGAAGAAAAAACCGAAGAAUUAAUGUCAGCCGAACAUAACUCUUGGGAUCCAUUUAAAUAUAUGAAAAAUACUAAUGAAAAUUUUUCAGACGUUUCUAUUAAAACAAUUGAACGUGGACAUUUUUUUACCUUAGAAGAACAACUGAGUAAAGAAAUUAAACAAAGCGAAGUAGAGUUAAUAAAUAAAAACAAUACACAAAAAAUGCAAAAUGCAAUAGUCAAUACAGUUCCAAGUCACUUCACUAAAAAAAUAUUAGAAAACAUAAAAACUGAUUUAUUAAACGCUAUACAGAAUGCUGAGAAAAUUGAUAGUGAAGAAAAUUGUCAUAAUAAUAGUCCUCGACUUAAUUCAUUAAAUCACGAUCAACAGCAUCUUACUAAAAUUGGUUUGACUGAUGAUUCAGUUAAUACUAGAUCGAAUCCUUUAAAUGACACUGGAUUAUUACAUAAACAAAAUACCAAUGAUGUUUUGAAAGUUGAAGAUUUAGCUAUUUCUAAAUCUAGUUUUUUAAAUUGCAAUCAAAAACAUUCAAACGAAAUUAUUGCAAUUCAUGAUACAACAAGUUCUGAAUCUAAUUCACUGAAUCAAUUUGAAUUCCCUUAUCGACAAAAUUCCGAUGACAUUUUUAAAAUUAUAGAUUUAUCUAAAUCUGGGUCUAGUUUAUCUAAUUCAUUAAAUGACGUUCGAUUUGUUCAAAAUUCCAAUGAUACUGUCGAGGUUGAAGAUUCAUCUAAAUCUCUACCUAUUGCAUUAAAUAACCCCGAAUUCACCUAUGAACAACAGUUGAAUGAUAUUGAUAAAGUAAAGGAAUCGACUAGUUUUGAUUCUGGUUCAUUAAAUUGUCAGCAAAAUCAAAAUGAUAUACUUGAAGUUGAAGAUUCGCCUAUAUCUAAACCUAUUGUAUUAAAUGAUGUCGAUUUCACUCUCCACGAAUAUUCCAAUAAAAUGAAUGAUACGGACGAUUCAACGAAUACAGAAUCUAAUUCAUCAGAUGAUGUUGAAAUUAUUUGUAAACAAAAUUUCAAUGAAACAAUUAGGAAUGGAGAAAAACAUAGAUUUAGUUCAUUAAACUACACAGAAUCUACACAUCAACAAAAUUCAAAUGAACUUUUUGAUGUUGACGAUUCAAAUAGUUCUAGUUAUAACUCAUCAGAUGACAUUGAAACAAAUCGUAAGCAAUACUCCGAUGAAAAGAUUGGGAAUGGAGAAAAACAUGUAUUUAAUUCAUUAAAUUACACAGAAUCUACACAUCAACAAAAUUCGAAUGAACUUUUUGAUGUUGACGAUUUAAAUAGGUCUAGUCAUGAUACAUCAGACGAAAUUGAAACGAAUUGUAAGCAAAAUUCCAAUGAAACGGUUAGUAAUGUAGAAACACAUAGAUUUAGUUCAUUAAAUUACACAGAAUCUACACAUCAACAAAAUUUGAAUGCACUUAAAGAUGUUAACGAUUCAAAUAGCUUUAGUAAUGAUUCAUCAAAUGGCAUUGAAAUUAAUUGCGAACAACACUCCGAUGAAAUGAUCGAGAUUGAAAAUGCAUUAAAAUAUAAAUCUAUUCCAUUAAAUGAUACUGAAUUUUCCCAUGAACAACAUUACAAUGAUAAUAAUGAUUUAACUGGUUCUGUCUCUGAUUCAUUAGAUGAUAUCGAAUUGACUUGUCAACAACAUUCUAAUGAUAAUCUCGAGACUAAAAAUUUACUUAAAUCUAGACCUAGUUUACUUAAUUAUGAAGAAGUUAUUUCUCAAAAACCUUCCAAUGAAAUGGUUGAAGUUGACGAUUCAACCAGUAUUGGAGAAAAUGUAUUAAAUGACGUUGAAUUAAUUUGUCAACAACAUUCAAAUGAAAUUGCUGAAGUUCAAGAUUUUUCAAAAUCUGGACCUAGUUCAUUAAAUCACAUAGAAAUAACAAACCGACCAAAUUUCAAUGAAAUUGUUGAAGUUAACGACUCAAAUAGUUCUAAUUCUUUUGAUUUAACUUGUGAGCAACAUUCUAAUGAAAUUAUGGCUGAUUUUAAAGUCUUAUCUGAAUAUGAACAUACUUCAUUAAAUAACAUCGAAUUUACCCACGAACCACAUUCCAAUGAUCUUAUAGAUAUUGAUGAUUCAACCAGUUCAGAAUGUAAUUCAUUAAAUGAUGUUGAAUUGACUUGUCGGAAACAUCUCAAUGAUAUGAUUGAGGUUCUAGAUUUACCUGAAUCUAAGACUACCUUAAUACAUGGCGUUGGAAGUACUUUUCAGAACUAUUCAAAUGAAAUGAUUGAAAUUAAAAAUUUACCUGAAUCUGUGUUUACUCCAUUUAAUAACACAAAAUUAGCACAUCAGCUACAUUCAAACGAAGUCGGUCAACUUGACAAAUUAGCUUAUUCUAAAUCUAAUGAAUUAAAUGACGCUGAACUAUUAAAAUUUCAACAUAAUCCCAAUAAACUCGUUGAUUAUUCGACUAGUUGUAGUUCUUUAGAUGAUGAUGAAUUGACUUGCCAGCAUAAUGAAUUAGCUAACGAAUUAGGUGAGGUUGAGGAUACAUAUAAAUCUGGAUCUAGAAUAUUAAAUAAUAACGAAUUAACUCAUCAAGAACAUUACAAUGAUAUUGAUAGAGUUAAUGUAUCAGCCAAUUUUGGAUCUAAUCUAUUAGAUGCCGUUAAAAUAACUAAUCAGAAACAUUCCACUGAAACGGUUGAAGAUCCAUCUACUUUUUAUCACACCAAAUCAGUACAUCAACAACCUUCAAAAGAAAUCGUCCAAGUCAAUGAUCCAAUUUGUUCUGAAUCAAACUCAUUAUAUAACGUUCAACUAUUAAAACAUCAGUAUAGUCCCAAGAAACUUAUAGAUGAUUCAAUGAGUAACAAAAAUUCAGAAUUUGUUGAAAACGACAAUGAUUUUAAAUCAAAUAAUGACUCUUGUCUCGAGAAAAAGGACUCUAUUGAUGAAAUAAAAUUACCCAGAGUUAAAUUUAUAUUAAAAUGUCACAGUAAAACAAUGAUAAAAAAAAAUGUAUUUGACGAAGUGUCAAUUGUGCCCUACAAAAAAUUAAAUGUGGCAAAAGACGAAAAGGUUAUUGCGGGUCAUAUUUUUAAAAAACGAAUAAAUUUUUAUAAACCGUGGAUAAGUUUAUGCAAAAAAGACAUUGACAAUAGUCCGAAAGAAAUGAUUAAAAAUAUAGUCCACACGAAAAGUCUAACCGGCCCCGAACAUGUGUCACAUAGCAAUGCAUGUUGCGGUUUUAACAAUGACGAAGAAAAUAUCGAUAGCAUCGUGAUGAAUGUCCCAGCCCCAGAGAUGACGUUUACUAACGAAGAACAAUGUGACGAAAUGUCAAAAAUCGUUAAAGAUGAAAAGUCAAAAUGCGUCGAAGAAGUUAUUGAUAGUAGUGAUACUAUAAUUGUUGAAGAACUUGUUCCAUCUGUUGAUGAUAUUCUUAUUGAAAAACAAACGUUUGAAAAUUAUGGAAGCGAAAAGUGUUGUGAAAAAUCGCUGGAAAAAGAUUUCGAAAUUGCAUCGCAUAAAACCAUAUCUAAACUUACGAAAAAUUACGUCAAUAUUCGAGAUAAAUUCAAUAUUCGACUGUUGGCUCGCCGGACGAAUGAGACGAAACGAAAAAAGCGGCGGCAGUGGCGGCGGAAACGUCGACAAACUGACAACACUACAGGACUAGUGGUUGACAACGGGUUUGCAAGCAAGCUCGCCGAUGACCGCAUUGAAUUGCCGGCAGCUGUUUUGCGGUGGGCUACGACAACGGCAGCAGAAACAACAAAUGCGAGGUGCAAAAUUAAGGUACAGUUGCCUUGGGGCAGGAUAUUUAAUCUGAGUAACCAACUGGACGCCAAUAAUUACACAAAGCUCGAAUUGGGCCCUGCCAAAGUCGAAGUAAGAAUGAGCGAAACGCCGGGUGAAUGGAAACUGUCAGCUUGCCGGUCGACAACUUCGUCUAAAUCGGUGGUGAGCGUUAGACGGUUGGUGCUGCAAAGGGCCGGAACGACUGGCGGCUCGUCCAAAGAUUCAUCGGACUCGGGAAAUAGUACGGUCGUUAGUGGUAACAUUGUUAAUGAUAACAGCAGUAUAAGUGGUAACAAUAGUAGCGGAUAUAGUGAUGCUAAUAGCAGUAGCAGUAAUGGUAGUAGCAGUCGCAGUGAUGGUAGUAGUGAUAUUAGCCGCAAUAACGACGGCAGUUCACAGAUCGAUUGUUCUCGAAAAUUACCGAAAAUUGUAAUCCGACGAAACGGUUUAAACAACAACUAUACUAGUUACGUGAGUUGCGGUGGGUUUGCGGGUGGCAACAUUAACGAAGGCUCUCCUCAGUUGACUGUCCGGUUGAUACGAGACAGGAAACUGGACGCUAUGGCAGCCAGUGGGAUCACCACUCUACAUCUAAAACAUUUCAUUCCCGAAUCAGACACACACGACGCAAAAAGGGUCCGGUACACGUAAACCACCAUUAAUCAUAGGUAUGUGUUUGUCGUUGUGUAAUUGAUUGACGUGACUAAUUAAACAGGUAAUUCAGAUAUAGCUGCAAAGUUAAGGCGUAGGAAAACUUCCCUUGUCAUUUUUUUAAUUUUUUUUUUUUUUUUGGGGUGGGAGUAUGUAUGGAGAAAAACUCGUAAUAAAUUGUUAUCAUUUAAGUUUCCUAACAAAAUAACAUUGCUUGUAUUACAAUAUUAUUGUAUUUAUUAUAUCAUGCCUGCGUACUAUGGCACACUGAUUGCAAAUCUUUAGCUGACAUAUCUGUUUAUAUUUCGUCUUUUUAUACAGGUACACUCAAAUCUGAUAAUAAAUUCUGUCGUAUAACUUAGGAAGUUUUAUAAAAUAUUAUUUUUAUUUUUCAGGAUAUUUAAUUUAGAAAAAAAAACCUAAAACACUCGUGGUUUUUUUUUGUAAACGGGGCAGAAUCGACAUUUAUGUUACCAAUUAUUAAAAUUACGACCUUGAUACUUGUAUCACGAUUUUUCUCUUCAAUUGUUGUUUUAUAUUUUAUAUAUUUUUACGAUUGUUUUCGAUAUUUAUGUUUUAUUUUUUUUAUCAAUAAUCUACAUUGUAUAUAAUAUCACCAAACAAAAACAGAGGAUCCUAUUGUAGUUAUUAUUAUUAUUAUUAUUUUGUUGAUUGUUAAGAUUUUAUUUAAAUCAGGUAAAAAUGUUUUUUUUUUUUCGUUGGUGAUCAUUUUAUGUAUUGUUAUAUUUUAUGCGAGUUUGUAGUUUUAUUUGUUUUUAUUAUUAUUUUAUUUUAAAAAUUGUUGUUUUUUAAUAUUUUUGAGUUAGGUAGGUAUUUGAAAAACUGUAAAAAAAAAACCAAAGAUUAUAUAACGGAAUUAUAUAGAUUGUUAUUUGAAUUUAGUAAAUUUAUAAAACCACCGCGUUUUUCAACUAGUAAUUAUAAUUUUAUUUUGAUAUAGGUAGGUACUAGGUAUAUACAACGUUUGUAUUUUUAAAUCAAUUGCAACGUGGGGAUGAUUAUUGUUAUUAUUAUUAUCGAAGGUCUCUGUACUUUAAAAAUCGUUAUUAUAAUAAGUAUAUUAUAACUUUAUAUUUCUCACAUUUUAUUAAUGAUAUUCCUUUAUACUUGCAAAUAACUGCACUGAACGGUAAUCAAAAUUACAAAUUAUAUUAAGCGUGCUAUACAAAUUCAUUUGUUAACUAAUUUUGUUGAAAACCGACCCGUUUUGCAAUGAAAACACCCACCUUUUAAUUUCUAAUCCAUUCCGACAUUUUUAACGAAUAUCAUUUUGAGAUUGCUCGUUGACCUUAUACGGCAAUUAUUAUUAUAUUAUUUGUUACUUAUUAGCGAAACAAUUACACUAUUCAUUGAAUAAAUACAAACCAUUAGACUAUUAAAGUAAAAAUAAAAAAAAAAAUAACGUUUCGCGCGUAUCUAUACGUGAUUGCAGUAUAAUAAUAUACUACACACACACACACACACACACACACACAGACUUACAAAUAACACCGAUCGCGCGCGCGCCUGUGUGUGUAAAACGUAUAAAAAAAAUCGUAAUUAAAACAAAGAACGCGUUAACAUUAAUCGUCGGUUUAUUUCAAUUCAAAGGGCACAGUAUGCAGGAACAUUUUUUACGGUCAAUUAUUAUUAUAUCGAUAAUAACGAUUAUAAAUUCGAAAAUAGUUUAAUUCGUUUCGUCCGUGGCCAUCGCAAAUAAGCGACUUUCGAUUGAAUACGGCCUCUAACAAUUACAACAGCAGUGUAAUUUUUUCGCAGAUACCUCCACACUGCUAAAAAAAAAAAAUCUUUCUCAAUAGUCGUGUGAUGUUACUCAAGUUAGUUUACCGCUAAUUAAUUUAAUAUUAAUCACAUUAUUAUAAUAUCGUUACUACGUUCCUCUAGUCAGUAUUUUUUAUUUUUCAAAUAUUAUCAUAUUUCGCGUCGGAAAAAAAUGAAAACAACAAGGAAAAAAAAAUUACUAACAAACCGAUAAACUAUUUUUUAAUUGAAAUUUUCGUUCGUGAUUUCGAUAUUUUAAUCAAUAAAUUAUAUUUAAAGUAUUUUUACCAUAUAUUUAUUCACGUGACCGGCCACAUUCCUAUAAAUGAUAUGGAAAAAAAAAAAAAACAUAAACGAUUUACGAUUUCAGUUUUCAAUAGUUGGCUGUGAUUUAAAGAAUUGAUUUACAAAGGUAUUUUUAUUUAAUCAUUUUUUCGAUUAUUAAAUGAUAUCUAUAUUGAAUAAUAUAUUUAUAAUAAUAAAGUCGUUUUAAUAUUUUUUUUUUUUGUUUAUGCAUAUAUUAUUAUACAAAUAAUUGUCUAUACUCGAGCUUUCAUUAUAAACGCAACGGAUUGAUAAAUAUAUUAAUAUAUUCUAAAUUAUUAUUUUAACGAGGUUUUUAUUAAACAUAUAUAAUCUAUAUAGUAUAUAAAAAAAAAACAAAAAAAAAAAAAAAAAUGAAAAAUGUUUUCUGGGAUAUUAUUAUUGGAUUUAUUACCAUAGACAUAUAUAUAUAUAUAUAUUUUAAAAUUGUUUUGAAUUUGUCAAUAUUCAAAUAAAGCGUAUAUACUUUUCUGUUAUAAUAAAAACGUUCCAACGGUUUAUUUUUCAUAAAAGGACAUUAUAAGGGUUAAAAUACAAUAUUAAAGUUAUCGUUAUUCGUAUAUUAUAUAUAAUUAUUAAUAAUGAUUCGUUAAAAAUCAAUAUUACAAAUAUCUAUAACGUUUAUAUUUGAAUAAAACGGGUUAAAAUUUUUUUUUUUUUUCAAUAUAAUAAUAUCAUUGAUAUCAUUUUUUUGUUAGUAAGUUGAUAAACUGGUCGUUUAAAUAGAAUUUUCAAAAAAAUAAAAAUUAUAUAUAUAUAUAUAUAUAUUAUUUUACCUAUAUAAAUAUAGCUUAAUUAUUAUUUUGUAUUUAAUGAGCAGUUACUCGUUUUUUUUUUGUUUUUUUAUCAUUGUUAGAUUGAAUUUAUUAAUAUAUAUAUAUAUAAUAAAUUAUUAUACAUUAUAAUAUAAUAGACAAGUAGACAAAUUGUAAUACUUAGUCUAAAUUUUUGCACUCGCAACAUAUAUUAUUAUAAUAUACCUAAUAACAUAUUCGUGUGAACGUUUUUUUUUUUUUUUAUUUUAAUUUAUAUAUUUAUAUACAUAUAUAUUAUCUAGAAAAUACACACGCUACGUCCAAUUAUUGCGUGUACAAAUAAUUUAUAUUAUUCUAUAUGAUCAUAAAACACAUUUUACUCUAGGUACAUAAUAUAUUAUUUUAAUAAUAUUUUAAUCCGAAUAUCCAUAUUUUUCGUAUAUUUUUAAUGUACACGUAUCUAUAAUAUAAUUAUAUCCAAUAUCGUUUCUUGUAAAUAUAUUUACGGACCAAAAAUAUUAGUUUUUUUAUUGCAUUAUUAUUAUUAUUAUUAUUAUUAUUUUACAUUCACGCUUAGGUUUUAAGAAAAAUGUUGUAUAAAAUUGAUUUUUUUUUUUUAUCUCAAUCACACUUAUGUUUUUAUUAAGUUACGUACCUACAUAUUUUAUUAUAAUAAUAAUAUAUAUAUUUAGCUUAAGAACAUUAUUGUAUUAAAACCGGAUAAAAAUAAAUAAAAUAAUAAUACUAUAUCGCGAUUACAUUAUAUUCAACCGUUAGAUGUUAAUUAUAUUAAAGCGGGUGUGCUUUUAUAAUUAAUUAAUUUACCUUUAUUGUUUUUUUAAGACUGAUAUCAGAUAAAUAAUAAUAAUGAAAAAAAAAAUAUAUUACUCAUGGAGAUCUCAGAAAUAUUGCCUUGUAAAAUUAAAAAUAAAAAUUAAAUAAAUUUCAUAGGAUAUAUUAUCAGUUAUAAUAAAUUAUUUUUAAUGUUGUAUGACUAAAUUGAUUAUUUAUUAUAUUGAUAUUAUUAUUAUUAUUUUUUUUAAAAUAUGCAUAUUACACAGAAAACCGUCACCACCGCGUUCAUCCGGAUUAUUUCCGUGGAAAAAAUAUCCGAAUUUUUUUUUUUUUUUAAUUUUUCUGUCGACGCUACGAUUUUUUUUUUAUAAUAUUUAUAGAGAAAUCGAGCCAAUGACUGCAGUGAGAGAGAAAAAUAGAAAAAAAAAACAUCCAUCUAAACCGUGUACGUUUGUUGGAUUUGCGAACAACGCGUUUUUGAUCGUCUCACGUAACACGCGCCGAAACGUUAAAUGGUUUUUUUUUUUUUUUAGUGUAUAACGUUCGUACUGUCACAAACAAAUAGGAAAAAAAAAUUAUUCCAAUAAUUCUAAUACGCCUAUAAUACCUCUGUGUAUAACAUACCGGUGCGCCCGAUGGAAAAUCGUAUUUACCUAUAUAUUCGUAUAUGCAUAUAAAAAAAAAAUAAUAAUUAAAUAAAAAUAAAAAUAAUUUGAUUUAGUUAUAUUUUAUACCUAUACGUACUGUAAUAAUAUAAUAAUAUUAUUAUCGGCGUAAUCGUAUUAUUAUAAUAUUAUUUUUUUGUAGGUACGGACUUGGAUUUUAUAAUAUAUUAUUAUAUAAACACCACCUCAUUACAAUAUCAUUGUACCUCUUUUUUUUUUUUCCUUGUAAUAUGCAUUAUAAAUCGUAUUUUUUUAGUGUUUUACACGAAUGGGUGUUAUUGUACCUGUACUAUUAUAAGUGUAUUAUAUUUAUGCAAGGGAAAAGCCAACAACUCUAUGUGUUGUUAUAUUAUUAUUAGUAUAUGUGCAAAUAAUAUGUAAGUAUAAAAAAAAAAAAAAAAAAAAAAAACAUUAAAUCAAUAAGGCAUUUUCAAUUUUCGUAAAAAAACAAAAUAAAAACUCCGUAAACUUUUUAUUUAUUGGGAUAGUUAUAUUGUAUGAAAUCAACCGUUUAAAUGGGCGAACGCGGGGAAAAAAAUUGAACAGGGGAGGUUUCGAAAAAAUAUACCUUAACACAUAUUUCUUCAUUUGUAAUGUUGAUUUAUUGUUUACAAUUUUAAGACAAAUUUAAAGGUAAUUUAUAUUUCGCAGGGGAUUCGAACCCUCCCUUCCCACCCAAAACCCUCACUCUGCGUUCGUCAACGCAGGUCGUAUUACAAUAUUUUAAUAUCGAUUCGUUUGUACCAAACGGUGUUCACUUCGUCUAUUUAUCUAUACUUACAUAUCGUGAUAACGCGAUAUAUAUUAUAAUAAUAUAUGAUUUAGUUUUGUUGAUUUUGGUGUUUUUUUUUUUUUUUUAAGUCACCAGUAGCUUACACUGUUAUUAGUUUUGGUACCUAUGUAAUAUUUAUUUGUUUUUUUUUGUUGGUAUUUAUAAAUACACUAUUGUUUUGAUUUGCAAAGUGUUGUGAAAUAUACAGGGUAUAUAUUAUGUACAAUUUUUUUGAUGUUUUUAUUUUAUCCGCCGAAUCUUUAAAAAUUUCCUUCGCCCUGUGACAAUAAUAUUUUGAAUGUAUACAAAAUAUUGUAAAAAACAAAAAAAAAAAAACGUCGCAAAUAAUAAAAUUAUAUUAAAAAUAUAAAACGUGUCACGUGUGUGAAAUAUUACUAACGGG
Messenger RNA from Cinara cedri, 30286 nucleotides. NCBI's taxonomy places the organism in Eukaryota, Metazoa, Arthropoda, Insecta, Hemiptera, Aphididae. The record is from the annotation of a GenBank genome assembly.